Chara braunii is the source of this 2939-nucleotide messenger RNA. NCBI's taxonomy places the organism in Eukaryota, Viridiplantae, Streptophyta, Charophyceae, Charales, Characeae. The record is from the annotation of a GenBank genome assembly.
CCGGCGCCGUGCCACCAAAGGGAUGCAUUUAUCGCAUGUCCGAGGAGGAGCUCACGGUUCUCCGUGCGCAACUCGACGAUCAACUUGACAAGGGUCGGAUCCGCCCUAGCAGCUCACCUUACGGUGCGCAUGUUCUGUUCGUUCGGAAGAAGAACAAGGACCUUCGACUUUGCAUUGACUACCGACGCCUCAACGCGCAAACCAUCAAGAACGCGGGGCCUCUACCUCGCAUUGACGAUUUGCUUGAGCGGUUGGGCGGCGCCAAGUACUUUUCGAAGUUGGACCUCAAAUCGGGCUAUCAUCAGAUUUCCAUCCGCCCGCAAGAUCGGUACAAAACCGUGUUUAAGACGCGAUAUGGGCAUUUUGAGUGGGUAGUUAUGCCUUUUGGCCUCACCAAUGCCCCGGCCACCUUUCAGGCGGCCAUGACCACCGAGUUUCACGCUAUGUUGGACCGCUUCGUCUUGGUCUACUUAGACGACAUCCUCGUCUAUAGCCGAACUCUAGAGGAGCAUCUCGAGCACCUUCGCCGUGUUCUAGAGACUCUUCGGUCAGCCCGGUACAAAGCUAACCGCGACAAAUGCGAGUUUGACCGGCAAGAGCUUGAAUACUUGGGCCAUUUUGUCUCUCCGGAAGGUAUUCGUCCGUUGGCAGACAAGAUUCAAGCCAUCCAGGAGUGGCCCGAGCCGAAGAAUGUGACGGACGUCCGAUCCUUCCUCGGCUUGGCCGGUUAUUAUCAGCGCUUCAUCAAGRGUUACUCGAAGAUCGCGGCCAACCUAAGCAAGUUGCAAAGCGAGGAGCGGCCUUUUGACUUCGACGACGAUGCGCGCCAUUCUUUUGAAACACUCAAAGCGGCACUCUUAUCAGCUGAGGUGUUACAUAUCUACGACCCGCUUCUAGCUACGCGCGUCACUACCGAUGCGUCGGGCUAUGGCAUUGGGGCCGUCCUUGAGCAGCACGAUGGCACGGACUGGCACCCGGUGGAGUACUUUAGCAAGAAAGUACCUCCCGUGCAUUCGAUCGACGACGCACGGAAGAAGGAGCUUCUUGCCUUCGUCCACGCCCUCAAGCGUUGGCGACAUUUCCUCCUUGGUCGGAAAGCAUUCCGAUGGGUAACGGAUAACAAUCYGUUGGUAUUCUACAAGUCRCAAGAMACGAUUAACAAUACCAUUGCCCGUUGGAUGGCUUUCAUCGACCAGUUUGACUUUUUCCCCGAUCACAUUCCCGGGAAGUCAAACCGUUUUGCGGACGCCCUCUCACGGCGACCGGAUCUUUGCACCGCAGUCUACUCUACCUCCGAGAUCAACGACGACUUGCGGGAGAGCUUCAUCCGCGGCUAUCAAGCCGACCCCCACUUCCGCGACAAGUACGCAAAUUGCUCCUCUCCGAAUCCGGUGCCUUCGCAUUAUCGGAUCCAAGAGGGCUACUUGCUGGUGCAUUCACGGGGUAAGGAUCUUCUUUGUGUGCCGAGUGAUUCACACUUGCGCACACGGCUUCUUGGCGAGUUUCACGAUGCGCCCGCCUCCGGACAUUUUGGUGUCAACCGUACACUUGGCCGACUUCGCCAGCGGUUCUAUUGGCCCGACCUUCUUAAGGACGCCACCCGCUAUUGUGAGUCGUGCGAAGUCUGUCGGCGUUGCAAGUCACGCAACCACCGUCCGUUCGGCGAGCUACACCCACUAUCAGUGCCCCUUGGGCGACGGGAAGCAAUUGCUAUGGAUAUCAUCGGCCCCUUCCCGAAGCACAAGACCCACGUUGAUGGGAUCCUCACGGUCGUCGACCGCCUCACCAAGUACGCCAUGUUUUUGCCUUGCCGCUAUCACGCAAAGGCACCGGAGUUAGCCGAGGUCUUAUACACCGGUUGGAUUCGCUCCAAGGGCUACCCCAAGGAGAUCGUUUGCGACCGGGACACUUGCUUUCUCUCCGACUUUUGGGUCGCCCUCGUCAAGCGAUGGGGCUCAUCUUUGAAGCCGAGUUCGGCUCGCCACCCGCAAACCGAUGGUCAAACGGAAAGGGCGCAUCACACCGCUCAAGUCCUUCUACGCACUCUCAUCCGUCCCGACCAGGUUGAUUGGGUUGAGCGCUUGCCAGACGUUGAGUUGGCUUACAACUCAUCGAUCCAUCCGGCUAUCGGGAUGUCGCCAUUCGAGUUUGAGCAUGGUUCACCCAUCUCAUCGCCGUUGGACGCCACUUUGUCGCGCACAGUCGAGAGCGACAACCAUCUUGCGUUCCUUCGUCGCAUGCAAGAGCUUCUUGUCAAGGCACGGGUUCAGAUGUCGAAGACGCAAAUACGGAUGAGCCGUCAAGCCAACCGCAAUCGCCUUCCUUGCCCGUUCCGCGCUGGCGAUCUGGUUUGGGUCUCCGCCGCGGAGUUCAGCCUUGAGCAAGACAUCUCUCGCAAGCUCCUUCCCAAGUGGAUGGGGCCUUGGCGCAUUCUCUCUGCAGUUGGUGAUGAUCCCGAGGGGCCUUCAUUCCGCAUCGCGGUGCCACCUCACUUGCCCGUCCACACGGUGUUCCACUGUUCCAAACUCGCUCCUUUUGUUUCAGCGGAGUCCGACGAGUUUCCCGGUCAACGUACGCAAGACCCUCCUUCCAUGGACGGAUUUCAGGAGGCCGGCUAUAUCAUCACCGACCGGCGCCAUGGCAACAAAGAAACAGAGUUUCUACUUCACUUUUCCUACUGCAGCCACAAGGCUGAACGUUGGCUGACGCGUUCGGAACUGCAGGCCACAGCUCCCGCCGUUCUCUCACGUUAUCUUAGCAAAGGGAAGACUACGCCGAGCACUCCAGCUCCUCGCCUUCCUCGCUACAUUCCGCCAUCGGAUCGGCAGCUUCGCCCGCGCCCCGGCUCGUCUUCAUAAGGAGGGGGGCGUGUUACAUGCUGAAAGCCUACACACGGGCCCCUCACGGGACCCGAGGUUGGAAUAGGGCCCCCAGGUCGC